Labrus bergylta (ballan wrasse) is the source of this 1811-nucleotide messenger RNA. It is a transcript of the gene atp1b2b, whose product is annotated as ATPase Na+/K+ transporting subunit beta 2b. Gene Ontology annotation, molecular function: ATPase activator activity. The record is from RefSeq and is a predicted model, not a curated record. Gene Ontology annotation, biological process: sodium ion export across plasma membrane; potassium ion import across plasma membrane; intracellular sodium ion homeostasis. Lineage: Eukaryota; Metazoa; Chordata; Actinopteri; Labriformes; Labridae. Gene Ontology annotation, cellular component: sodium:potassium-exchanging ATPase complex.
AUUUCUGCACCACUCAUCAAAACUCUGCGGCAUGCAGACAAGAGGAGCCGGGGGGGAGGGCAGAUACUAGGUCUAUGCUGAGUGUAGGAACGUCACCUCUUUUUGUCUACUUUGUUUUUAUUAGAUAGACAACUGUAGCGUGUUUCUGUCAUUUACGUCUUAGUUUGAGCAGACCUGUUCAAAUACCUCAUAUCCCUCUGAGCUGAGGCACAGUAGCUCUCUCUCUCUCUCUCUCUCUCUCUCUCUCUCCGCCGUCUUGCUAACUGUUCGGACCCGGCGUUUCUUUUUCUUUAUUGCUUUUUAGACGCGUUAAUUAGAUAGUUUGGUGUCCACACGUUUAUGAGAAAAUGGCAAAGGAUGGAGAAAAAGAUGGGUGGAAAGAAUUUAUAUGGAACCCGAGGACGAGGGAGUUUCUGGGCAGGACGGCGAGCAGCUGGGGUCUUAUUAUUCUCUUCUAUGUAGUUUUCUACAUCUUCCUGGCUGGGCUGUUUGCCCUCACCAUGUAUGUCAUGCUGCAGACGUUGGAUGACCAUAAACCCACCUGGCAGGACCGGCUCUCCACACCAGGAAUGGUGAUUAGACCCAAAGCAGAUGAGACCUUUGAGAUCGCCUACAGCAUCAAGGAUACUGAGAGCUGGGACAUGUACGCUCAGACCCUGGACAAGUUCCUGUCACCCUACAACAACUCUCUGCAAACCCAGAAAAACGACGAGUGCACCCCUGACCAGUACUUCCUGCAGGAAGACAGCGGCGACGUGAAGAACAACCCCAAGCGCUCCUGUCAGUUCAACCGCACCAUGCUAGAGGAGUGCUCUGGAAUCAAUGACCGUUACUAUGGAUACCAGGAAGGCAAACCGUGUAUCAUCAUCAAGCUAAAUCGGGUGAUUGGGAUGCUUCCAGGAAAGGAUGGACAGGCUCCAUAUGUCAGCUGUGCUGCAAAGAGAGAAGACUCUGACAAAAUUGGAGAGUUGAUGUACUUCCCACCAAACGGCACUUUCAACCUUAUGUACUACCCUUACUAUGGCAAGAAAGCUCAGGUGAACUACUCUCAGCCAUUGGUCGCUGUCAAGUUCCUCAACAUUACCACCAAUCAAGAAGUCAACAUCGAGUGCAGGAUUUUCGCCAACAACAUUCCCGUCGGAAGUGAAAGGGACAAGUAUGCUGGGAGGGUGUCGUUCAAGCUGAGGAUCAACACUGUCUCCACCUAGUUUGACCUUCUUUUCCUUCUCCUGAAAACUACGUCUCCGUUCUCUGCAACAUUGCACAUACACAGAAAGCAAUCUCAGCAUUCACACCCUUUGUAGGAUUUGUUUACAAACCUCCACAUUUUGGGAGGAAAUAGUUAAUCUUAGUCGUUGGAUGAAGAGGAAAUAAAAAAAAAAAAAGGGUGCUAAUCCUGGCAUUAUUUCUGUCUGUGAGCUUUGGGACAAAUUCUUCUCUGUACAUUAGUUUGAGGUGACGUCUAUUUAUACUGCAUGACCAAACUAGGAGAUGUAAAGGAUGUGAACGUGUGUUUCCAGAGUUUGCGAGGAUCAGCAACAGUACCACUUUAAUGCUGCUCCCCCUCCUGCUGCCUCCUUACAGAGCCUCCCUCUAUAUACGAAUAUACACAAAUUACAAUUCAAAAUGUGUAUAUCUACAGUAUUUAUACGGCAUCAUAACCUUAUAUCAGUAUUUUGUUGCACUUAAAAGAAUAAUCCAACAGACUCGCGUAUAUCUCGACGGAUGGAUGCAGAGAUGAAGCCAUGUUGCAUGUGUGUAUUGUCUUUAGUGUGCUAUGAGGGCAGGAGGCCCCCCCCCCACCCCUUCCC